This is a messenger RNA of Suncus etruscus (white-toothed pygmy shrew), 809 nucleotides long. RefSeq names its product ribosomal RNA processing 15 homolog (gene RRP15). The record is from RefSeq and is a predicted model, not a curated record. Gene Ontology annotation, cellular component: preribosome, large subunit precursor. The transcript is spliced from 5 exons. Bases 1 to 795 code for a protein of 264 amino acids. Gene Ontology annotation, biological process: maturation of LSU-rRNA; maturation of 5.8S rRNA. Lineage: Eukaryota; Metazoa; Chordata; Mammalia; Eulipotyphla; Soricidae.
AUGGCGGCGGCCAUAGGGGACUCACGUGCGAACGCCGGGAAGAAACGGAAAAAUUCGCUAAAGAGAAAGAAGAAGGUGAAAGCAGUGACCGAGGCUGUGGCGGCGGAGCGGGGAGGUUCUGUGAGAAGAAAGAUGGUCCUUGUUUCUUCGGACGAAGAAGCGAUCGAAGCUGACAAUGAGGAAGAACUUGAGCCCCAGGAUGCUGAUGCCUGUGACAAUGCGGCGGAAUCUAGUGCUGGGGCCAAUGUGGGCUGGGCAGAUGCCAUGGCCAAGAUUCUUAACAAGAAAACUACGAGUAAAGCCCCUAUUCUGGUUAAGAACAAAGAGCUGGAGAAGGAAAAGGAGAAGUUCAGGCAGGAGAGGCUGGAGCGGAGGGCUCAGCUCGACAAGAAGCGGGAGUGGGAAAUGAUGUGCAGAGUCAAGCCAGAUGUGGUCAUGGACAAGGAGGCCGAGAGGAAUCUUCAACGGAUUGCAACUAGGGGCGUGGUACAACUAUUUAAUGCUGUGCAGAAACAUCAGAAGAAUGUGGAUGAGAAAGUCAAGGAAGCAGGUGGCUCCAUCAGGAAACGCGCAAAGCUGAUCUCCACUGUGUCCAAGAAAGAUUUCAUUAGCGUGCUCCGGGGCAUGAAUGGGAGCUCCCAGAAGAGUGGCAAGAAACUGAAAGAUGAGCAGGGCACAGAGAACUCAGAAGAGGGUCCCAGCUGGAAGAUCCUGCGGGACGACUUCAUGAUGGGUGCUGCCAUGAAGGACUGGGACCGCGAGAGUGAUGGGCCUGCCAGCACCUCAGACAGCUGAGCAAGGGACGCUGA